Messenger RNA from Adineta ricciae, 231 nucleotides. NCBI's taxonomy places the organism in Eukaryota, Metazoa, Rotifera, Eurotatoria, Adinetida, Adinetidae. The record is from the annotation of a GenBank genome assembly.
AUGUUAUUUCAAACAAGCACACCGAAAAAACGAACUUUAACGCCAUUACCUCGCUCAUCAACACCCAAGACUUUCUCUAAUCUUAUCAAAGAUAAUUAUCAACCAGAUAUUGUCGGUGACAAAUUAUGUCGACCAAUGAUCAAACUCGAUUCACUUCUCUACCGACCCAAAACCGAAUCGCAUCAUCAUCGUCAUCAUCGACAACACCAUAAACAAUCAUGGGACAUUUAG